CUGGACUCGAUGGUGACUUGCAACAGCUUUACCACCGUCGGGACUCAUUAUGCGUCGUAAACGAAUGCUUGAUGUUUAGAGAUAGAGUAGUGGUACCAGAAUCCCUAAGAUCAAAGGUGCUAAAGCAAUUCCACACUGGUCAUCCUGGUAUAAAACGAAUGAAAUCCAUCGCCAGAAGCUAUGCUUAUUGGCCCCUCAUGGACCAACAUAUCGUGGAUUUAGUAAGCAAGUGCACACAAUGUCAGCAAGCAGCUAAGUGUAACGCGAAAAUACUACCAGUCCCAUGGCCACAGCCUGAGUAUCUCUGGUCCAGGAUACAUGUCGAUUUCGCAGGCCCAAUUAAUGGAAUCACCUAUCUAGUCGUUGUUGACGCCUUUUCGAAAUGGCCAGAAAUCGUUCCCGUCAUGCCACCAACGACAACCCAAACGAUGCAACUGUUGACAGAGAUGUUCUCUCGCAAUGGGUUACCGGAUAUAAUCGUUUCCGACAACGGUUCGCAAUUCACCUCAAGCCAAUUUCAAGAAUUUUGCAAACGCCUAUCGAUCAAGCAUUUCCGCUCUCCACCUUACCACCCACAGUCAAAUGGACAAGCAGAAAGAUUUGUGGAUACAUUCAAGAGAGCUCUAAUGAAGUCGAAAGGGGAGGGGACGCCAGUAGAAACACUGCAGAAUUUCUUGUUUGUUUACCGAACAACACCUAGUGAUAUGCUACCACAGCAGAAGUCCCCGGCAGAGAUCCUGAUGGGAAGGAAAUUGAGGACGAUCCACAGUCUCAUGUGCCCAAGAACCACACCACCACCAUCUCAGACCAAAUCUCAGAAGCUUCCAGCGUACGAGGUUGGAUGCCCUGUGUUCGCUCGAGACUACAGAGCAAAUCAUGGUCCCUGGAUCGAAGCACGUGUGGUCGGAAGACUAGGCCAAGUUAUGUACGAGGUAAAGGUGGGAAGAGACACAUGGACUAGACACCGAAAUCAACUACGUAAGCGGAUAGCCCCAGACCACCCAUCAACAGGACUAAAUCUUCCUCUCGACAUCUUGCUUGAUACUUUCAACUUACCGGCAACCCUACCACAAGAAAAACCCCAACAACAAUCUGGAACACGUCCCAGACGAUGGCCUAUAAGAGAACGGCGAGCUACAGUCAAGAUGCAGGUUGACCCCAGGAAAGCCCGCUAUUAAAAAGGGGAGGAGUGUUGGGGACGAUAGAUCCCCAAACUCAUAUUUUAAAUUUUAUCUUAUCGAUCAAAUGUUAGAUAUUUUUAUUGGGGUCAAUUGAUGAACUAUCGAUUAAAUGCGCAAAUAGGUCAAUUAAUGAACUCAUUGAUUAAUGUUUAAAAAUUUUCUAUGACAAUAUCGAUUGUAAAUAAUUGUAUAAAUACGCUUUGACUUGUAUGCUUGAUCUGAUCUGCCUGCCUGACUUGUUAUCUGCUGUUUGUCUGUAGAAUACACUUUCUACACCUUACCCAGACUUCUUGAUCGAGUUAGCAGAGUUGGGGACAACGGACCAGAAUACACUAUCGAGAUUCUGAAUCCUUGAUCCGAUCGAUAAGUCACUGUCUUAUAAUCGGCUGUCACUUUGAGACAUAACA
Messenger RNA from Schistosoma curassoni, 1588 nucleotides. The record is from the annotation of a GenBank genome assembly. Lineage: Eukaryota; Metazoa; Platyhelminthes; Trematoda; Strigeidida; Schistosomatidae.